Messenger RNA from Paralichthys olivaceus (Japanese flounder), 6058 nucleotides. NCBI's taxonomy places the organism in Eukaryota, Metazoa, Chordata, Actinopteri, Pleuronectiformes, Paralichthyidae. The record is from RefSeq and is a predicted model, not a curated record.
CAAACGGUCACAGAGAGCAGACACUGACUGACGUCUGAAAGUGUCCUGAUUUAUCAUGGAUUGGAAGAGCAGCCUGAGACGCACCCAGUCGCUGAAGAACGUCUCCUCGUCAUGUGACAAACCCACCUGGACAGAGGCGGGACUGCGGGACAGGAAAACAUCUGUGUCCCAGCUCGUUUCUCGGUAUCAAACUAGAAAGGAAGUCAGUGCAUCAACUCAAGCUCCUCCAGUGAAUAACAGUGAAGUUAAACUGAAGCAAGUGUUAAAAGAGAUAACACCAUCUCUCGAGGAGAGUAAAGAGAUUCAUCUGGCAUCUCUGACAAAGAGAAACUACGAGGGGGAACAGUCCCAAGCCAAACCCGGUCUGACACGCAGCAGGUCGAUGGGGAGCCUUCAGAACGGAGCCGGCUCCAUAGAGGCCCUGAAGGCUCGGUUUGAGUCAAAGGCUGCAACACAGACCGGAGUGAGGAGCAGGUUCAGAGCUGCAGAGCUCACGUCACCUUCCAAGGCAGCAGGUAGCACACCGCUGAUGAAUGGAAAGACUGAGGAGGUGAAGAGGUCUGCGGAGAAACAGAAGACAAGAAAUCCACCAGUUAAUGGCACUGAUGCAAAGGAGAAUCAUGUGACUCGAAAGGUUGUGAAUGAGAGCCGGGCGGAGAGGAGAAAAACAAUCGGGGGGAUUGAUUUUGAAAAAAUUGCAGCCUUUCAAGCUGAUGAAAAGAGGAGGUCGGUUGCAGACUUCAGAGACAGCUCCUUCUUCCAAUCCAAGGAGAAACUGUCAGUCAAAGUGUUGUCUGCCCUCUAUCUGUCAAAGGUGGCACCACAGGAGCCAAAACUGGCACAAGAUCAGUCACCUGAAUCUGGGAAAAGAGGGAAGAUAGCCAAGAUGGCCGAAGACCCCAAACAGAGAAAAGAUGAACCUCCUCCACUUCCUCUACCCAGACAUCAGUCGGGACCAGCAGACAUUUCUGAUGAAAGCUCCCAAAAAGCAAUGCCAGUUCAAAUUUCCAAAGAAAAGUUACACCAGCAGCGGCAGAAAAGUGAGCUGAAAAGACUCCUGAAGCACACCCACCCAGAGCUAAAGAUGCUGGAUGAAGCUGUAGAUGAUGAGCUUGCUGAGGUUUUGACCUCAGAGUCUGGGGUGGCAGCUGGUGAAACUGGAUAUGAAGGAGAGGUCUUCUCAAGAUGCUUGAUAUUUGAGAACUGUGCCUUGAGUAACAAAGUAUCUCCUCACACCUCCCCGACGCACAUGGCAGACGGAAAAGUGGGUGACGGUUUUGUCGGCAAAACAUCAGCUGUGUUUGAGGAGCAUGAAGAGAGGCCAUGUCAUGAAAGUGUUAAAGGGAUUGUGCAGGAUUACAAAACAUUGGGUUCUAGUCCAGAUCCUGACAGAGAGUGUGAGGAGGAGAUGAUAAGAAUAGAUGUGCAGGCUUCCAGGAGGUUAUUUGAGAGUCAGUCUGUGAAAACAUCUUGGCCAAAUCCAGAUAAUAGGUUCCGAGGAAAAACCUCUAUUUUUGGGGAAGAGAGAGGGCCAGUCCAAAAACACAAGUUUGAAAUGACUUGCAAAGAGAAUGUACACAGUGAAAACAAAAGCCUUGAUUUGAUGGAUCAGCCACAUACACAAGGGCCAUGUGUUCAAAGCACUGGCCUUAGGUUUUCUGGUGGUAAAGAAGUUUAUACUGAUGAAGCAGCCUUUGACAAUGACCCUACGAGUCCUACAGUUCAAGGGGAAUUUGAAGAAAUUAUCAAAACGGGUGCAGCUCUUUUCAAAAACAACCCAUUUAUCUCCACAAACAUAGAAAGAGAAAAUUCUUGUGCGCAUUCAUCAAAAUCCCAAAUCCCAGCAAGUCCCAGUGAAGCAUCUGGGAACCCCCUCAUAACUAAUGUCAAGAACAGAGCCCAUCUGUUUGAAUCAAUGCCAUUUGACAAAAUUAGGCAUCAGAACAAGGACGAAAUUGAGACGAUGGUGGAGAACAUCAAGGAAACUCUAAAUUCCCUUUAUUGCGUUAAUGCCCUACAUUCAGAUGGAUCAAUCAUUGAGGUGAAUGAGACAAUGAUAGCAAAAAAGGCUAAAUUCAUACUAUCAGAGAGUGGGCCUGAGAUAAAAUAUAAUGAAUUGGCUGAAGGUGGUGCACAAAACUUCAUUGUCCAGCUGCUACCACGAGCAAACCUAAAGCCUCACAUCACUUACCUAAAGGAGGAUAGAAAAGGAGGGAUGGAGGCCACAGUGGUGAAUGUACCUGUGCACCAGCAUCAGUUCACUACCAGCCAAGACACAGAGUUUAAAACCGCCAAUGUAGUUCAGCUCAUUGAGGAUAUUCUCAAUCAGGACAACUCUCUGAGGAAAGGAGUGAUCAUGCAGGAGGAUGCCAAUAAAUGUGCUGACAUCCUUGUUUAUUCCCUCUACCAUUAUGUUGAUGAGGAAGAUGUGAAAAGUUACAGAACUCCACCAAGACGUGCUGCAGAGUUUGAUGAACCCGAAACCAAGGAGAUUUACAUUAGUAAAACAGAAAAUCAAGGACUAAGAAAAGGCAUCAUUGAAUCGACUAUAAGCUCACUUUUAGAAACUUCUCAAGACCAAACCUGCACCGGAUCAAUCAGGCCUGAGGUCACGGUAAAAGGGAACGUGAAACUGUUCAAGAGUUGCAUUGAAAAGGGAGAUCUGGAGUAUUUGAAAACUCUUCAGGUUGAGCCAAUAGAGCAGGAACAAGAAAUCGAUCCGAACCAGACUGCGGCAGAACAAAAUGCACAGCUUCAUUAUGAACAGGGAGGUGAUCAUCCAGAAGAGAGUUCUUUAGAUUGGGUCCCAGUGGAUGUGAAGAGACUGAAAAGCAUGUUCUCAGGAGAUCGGCAAAGCCAAGCAAAGCAAAAUAUCUAUGAAAAUCUUGCUCCAUCCACCACCAUUUCUCAUACAUUUACAGGUCAAAAUGUGCCACUUGGGAAGAGCCAAUCCUGUAAAGAAUCCAACAUUGGGGUACUUAUGCCCGUUAUGCACAGAGAAGAUAAUGUUCUGGACUCUGGUGGCCAAGCACAAGAAGAAGUUUGUAAAUUCCCAACUGCACCUCAGGGGACUUAUCAACAUCUUGUGACACAGGAUGAUGACAGGGUCCACCAAGCUCAGAUAGUGAAGGUGGUAGACGAAAGUGACGAAAUCUCGAACCUGCAAACUGCAAUCCAUAGCCUUCAGCAGGCCACGAUUGAAGCCAAAUGUUUGUAUCACUCAUCACAAAACAAACGGAAAUGUGUUGUUCAAGAGUCGUCCGGGCAACCUAUCAUCUCAGUUAUGGCAGGUGACGUCAAAGAAUUAUGUCAAGAAAAUAAGGACCAAAAAGUGGACUCAGAACCAAGGUUGGAAGAAGUUACAUCAGCCUCCAACUUCACUUCAGACAAAAAUACAGAGACGUGCAAUAAAGGCACCAAUGCUGAAGAAGUGCAAACGACUGAAACCUGCAGCAAACAGGGUCAAAAGUGCACCAAUGUGGUCCAGAAACACUUUGAAACCAUUGCUGAUUGUUCAGACACACAACAUGAACAACAGGAGGAAGAUGAAGUCGUUUUUCAUGGAAAACUUCAACAAGCUUUGGCUUCCUUGGAGAGAUCCAACAUUAAUGUCACAAGAGGAGAUUUCAAAGCAGCUAUGAUAUAUCAAGACUCCUCUAGACCUCACAAAGCCAAAUCCCAAAAUAUAGACAAGGCAUCUGUUCAGAAGCCCAUCACUGAGGACCCUUGCCCUUUGACUGAAUCCACCUCAAUUUAUGUUCACUUGAGACAAGAGGACUCCGAGGAACAGGUGACUGUGGUGAACGCAAAGCUGCAAAAACAAAAUAGACCAACAACAACUGCUGUCUCAGAGAAGAGCAAAAGACUUGUUGGUGGGAAACCAGCCAUCCCACCAAAACCAGAGCAUCUGAAAGUUAAACAAAUAGAUGAUCGAUCAAGUAAUCCUAAAAAUCUGGAGGCAACAAAAACAAAUGCUACAAGACCUGAAAUAAAGGAGCAAUCCAAAGAAGAAACUGUAGUUCAACCACUGAAGACAUCAGCUUCAUGUCGCGAUGGACAUACGAAACACCAGUCCAAAAUGAAUAGUGGUGCAGACACAGGGUCAUAUUCAGGAAAUUAUAAAGGUGAAACUAUUCAGAUGUCUCAGAAAACGAGCCAGUUCCAAGGCUCAUUUGAGAGCACCAAUAAAAAUACUUCUGACAAACCAGAAGAGAUGAAUUCCACACUAGAAAUAAACCCCCUCCAGGAACAAAACCCUGUUAAAGAGAAUAUGAAUGAAAGUGAUCAAAGUCCUGUAAAUUUUAAUGAAGCAUGCCAGAAAUUUGGAGGUAAAAAGUCAGGUUUAGUGAGGAAUGCCCCUGUAAAGCCCAAAAGACUAAAAAUUGCCCAGAGUGACAACAACGAUCCAAAUCUUGCAGAUCUUGUGCAUCUGGAUCCAAAACCACAACAAACUAUAACCAAUCCAUCUGACACUGGCACAAGCACCAGUUUACAAACUGCUGAAAAGCACGGGAAAGAAAAGAAACAACAAAAUAAAGUUGAGAUGAGGGAUAAGAGAGGACGAACCGAGACAGAAGACGAGCGCCGACAGCGGUUGUCGGUUCACAUGGAUGAGAUCGUGAGAGGGAACAUAGCAGCGGCCAUGGACAUCUUUGACAAUUUACGAAAGCAGGAGGAGCUGCGGAGCAUUCUCAGUCGAGUGGAAGAUAUCGAACAGGACACGAGUGAAGUUGAUGUGAGAUCUCUGAGGGGAGUGUUUGAGGAUGUCCCAGACUGGGUUGUCAGUUCUGACAAAAAGAAACACAAAAAGGUCAAGGUGGAACACAAAGCUGAGAAGUCACCAUUGAAGGACCACCCUCAAAGCAAACCCUCAAUGGCUCAUAUUUUUGGAGAUCUUGAGAAAGCCAGCGAGGAAAUCAUGAAUCUAAAAGAGCAGACCUUAGCCAGACUUUUGGACAUAGAGGAAGCCAUAAAGAAGGUUCUUUAUUCUGUUUCUACGUUGAAAUCAGACUCAGAUAUUGCUGAUUUAUCAUGUCUGUUCAAAGAAUCCAUGGGGACAUUGCCAGGAUCCCCAUCCACUGGAAGUAUUAGCAAAAUUAGCAUCGGGUCAAGCAGAACAAAAUUACCGCCGGCACAGGAAAGCGCUACCACAAAGGGAAGCACAAUUGGGCAAGGUGCAAGCAGUGCAGUAGUAUCUGCAAAACAACGAGCAAGUCCGCCAUCUUCACCUGCCUUCAUCUCCAUACAGUCAGCUACUAGAAAAACUAAUAAAACAGAUGUGGUUCCACCCGAGACCACAAUCUGCCCAACGUGUCAGCAGAGCCCAAAGUCAGAAGAGAAGUUCUGCACAACAAAGACCCUGACGUGCAACAGUCCAGCUCAAAACAGAAAGAGAGACCCCAGGAAGGGAGGUCAAAAACCACCACCUCACAGCCCACUUAACCCAAAACGAGAGCUCAGUGUACUUGAGGUGCAGACUGACCACGAGGGGAAAAGUAUUAUAGGAACCAAAACUGUCACAGAGAACUACGAGCAGACGGAUAACUUUGGAAACCGGAUUUACUCAUCCAAAACUUCCACUGUGGUCACUACGCAGCCAGAAACUAUGACAUCAUUCACAGGUCCGGCAGUGGUCAGUCCGACGACAUGUCAGGUCACAACAUAUCCAGAAGUUCGGCUGCCAAUCAAUCCCAAGCUUUAGAUCAUUUAGAGACAGGAUGCAGGUCAGAUUCUUUAUGACAAACUUGUCAUGUAUAUAAUUUGAUUAGCUAAGAUAUUAAUUGUUGGUUAUGAUUUAAUAGUUUGUAUAUUUAUAAGGUUGCCAUUGUGUUCACAUGCUUUUAUUAAAUGUUGUUUUAUUAUUCUUAUUACUCAUUUUGACAUAUUUAAAAUUAAACACACAUUUUGGGUUUUAAUUUAGGUCUUUGGGUUUGUUGAUAUUAAUUACAGUUAUUAUUAUUUAUUAUUUAAUCACAGUUUCAACCAACUUGUCAAGAGAUGUGCUCUGCCUGUCUGAAGCCGGUUUACCCGAUGGAAAAAAUAAAUGCAGACAAAUGCA